Paramecium sonneborni is the source of this 1530-nucleotide messenger RNA. NCBI's taxonomy places the organism in Eukaryota, Ciliophora, Oligohymenophorea, Peniculida, Parameciidae. The record is from the annotation of a GenBank genome assembly.
UUUUAGGUUCUGAUUAAUGUAAACAAAAUCAGGCAUAGAUUAUGUUGGGAGAGUAUUUCGAUGUUUUGCUGUUUAUGAUUGUGAUAAACAAUAAGUCUUAAUUUCUAUUAAACGUCAUUGUGGAAAUCUAUUUACAGAAACUAUUUUACAAGUUAAAGAAUAUGUAUAAGUAAAUCUACAAGAUUCCUAUCGUAAUUAAAUUAAUAUAUCUGGUGGACCAAGAUGUGAAUGGCAUGGAAUAUUAGAUGAAAAGACAAGUAUUCAAUUUAUCAUUUAAGUUAAGACUGUUAUUUUUUAAUGAUGACUUUUCCAGGAUCAUCAUAAGGUGUUAUUCGAUCAUCUCUACUUGAAUUAUAGUAGAUCAUUCUCUAUAUACCAAAUUAUAAAAAUGUAAGAAUAUGAUUAAAAAUAAAAGCUAAAUGAGAAUACUUUUCCUAAUUAGAAAAAAAACGAUCUCAUAGCAAAGUUAGAUGAACUAGAAUAAAAAUAUUGUUAAGAUAUUGGUCCCGAAGGAUAACCUGAUGAAAUAGAAAGGAGUGCAUAAUAAUAAUAAUAACAAUAACAAUAAUAAUAACAAUAACAAUAACAAUAAUAAUAACAAUAACAAUAACAACAAUAAUAACAAUAACAAUAACAAUAACAAUAAUAAUAAUAAUAAUAAUAAAAGAAAAUCACUAAUCAGCAAUUUCUCUAAAGCACUCCUCAGUAUUUAUUAUUAAAAUUUUUUAGAAUUAGCUAAAUAAGAAAUCAAGCAUAAUAAUCUAAAAUUUAAGAUUAAUAUAGAAAGCAUUCUGUCUAUAGAUGCUUUAUGAUCUAUAAUGUAACUGGUAAUAAAACACUUUUUUGUUUGAAAAGAGGAACUACAAAAUCUUUUGAUGAUACUAAGGGAUCUCUUAUCAAUUAAUUAAAAAAAUAAUUAUAUGAAACAACUAAAUUUGAAGUUUAUGCUCAAGGAAAUUAAAGAUCUGAAUGGCAUGGAAUUUUAGAUGAUAAAAAAUGUUAAUUUAAUUUAUUUAUUUUAUAGCAUGCUACUUUUUAAUGAUGACUUUUCCUUCAACAACAAAGAAAAAUGUUAUAGAAGCUUUAGAAGAUUUGAAAAAAACAUUUAUUCAAAUUCCAAAUUAUGAUACUAUUCAACCAAAUGAUCUUGAAAGAAGAUUAAAAUCAGAUAUUUAGAAAUAAAUUGAUAAUCUUGAAAUUAAAUACUUUAAUUUAAAUGGAAAUGAAGGUGUGCCUAGUGAUAAUGAAUAAUCUGAAAUCAGGAGAGAUUUAAUCACUUCAAAUUAAAUUACAUAAACUAAUUAAAAGCUUUAUCCACCCAGUGUUAUUAAGGAAAAUGAUAGCUUUAAUCCUCCUGAAAUAUAAGAGAGCGGAAAAAAUUUAUAUGAUACAAUUGAAAUUAAUGUCAAAAGAGAAUUAGAAGAAUUAUCUAAAUUUAAACCUACACUCAUAGAUGCUUAAAAUUAUAUGUACGUUGGAAUAGGAGUCACUUUUUUGUUAUUCAUAAUAUUGAUCAUAAUGAUAGCCUGA